GAUAGGAAGCUACGAAGAUGCCCCGGCGGAAGGCAGAUGCAGCCAGUUCAGGGAACGGCACAGGGACAGCGCGCAAACGGGCGAGCACCGGCCGAGGGGGCCCGCUGACCGCCAAGAAGAAGAACCGAAGCGGUGGGGGCAGCAGCAGCAGUAGCAGCAACAACGGGGGCGGGGGCAGCAGCGGAGAGGAACAAGACGGGCUGGUGUUGCCGCUGCUGUCCGCCCCCGGAGGAAGCAAGAAGGCGCCCCGGGCCGGAGGGCGAGAGCAACAGAACCCGCCCGGCUUGCAGUCACCCCAGGCCGCCGUGGUGGUCAACGAGCCCGAACACACCAAGGAGCGCAUUAAACUGGAAGGCUCGAAAUAUAAAGGACAGCUUUUGAUAUUUGGAGCCACCAACUGGGACUUGAUUGGCCGGAAAGAAGUCCCCAAACAACAAGCUGCUUAUCGCAACCUUGGUCAGAAUCUGUGGGGGCCGCACAGGUACGGAUGUCUCUCAGGAAUCCAAGUCCGGACAGUAAUUUCGGGUCCGUGUGCCGCUCACAGCCUCUUCAUCACCGUGGAAGGGAAGCUGUGGAGCUGGGGACGCAACGACAAAGGACAACUGGGCCAUGGAGAUACCAAGCGGGUCGACGCCCCCAAGCCUAUAGAAGUGCUCAGCAGUGAGACAGUCGUGUUGGCCGCUUGUGGGCGCAACCACACACUGGCCCUCAUAGAGAACGGAUCUGUUUUUGCUUUCGGGGAGAACAAGAUGGGACAGCUUGGAUUGGGGAACCAGACCGACGCCAUUCCCAGUCCUACGCAGAUCAUGUACAACGGCCAGCCGAUUACCAAGGUAGCUUGCGGGGCAGAGUUUAGCAUGAUUAUGGAUUGCAAAGGGAAUCUUUACUCGUUCGGUUGUCCUGAAUAUGGACAGCUAGGGCACAACUCCGACGGGAAAUUCAUUGCCCGAGCCCAAAGGAUAGAAUACGACUGCGAGCUGGUUCCCCGUCGCGUAGCCAUCUUUCUCGAGAAAACCAAAGAUGGCCAGAUCUUACCGGUCCCGAACAUCGUUGUAAGGGAUGUGGCGUGCGGUGCAAAUCACACGCUCAUCCUGGACUCACAGAAACGAGUCUUCUCCUGGGGAUUUGGCGGUUACGGCCGAUUGGGACAUGCGGAACAGCGGGAUGAGAUGGUGCCACGGUUGGUGAAGCUUUUCGACUUCCCUGGCCGCGGGGCUGUGCAAAUCUACGCAGGCUACACCUGCUCUUUUGCGGUCAGCGAAACAGGAGGCCUGUUUUUCUGGGGAGCAACGAACACUUCCCGAGAGUCAACGAUGUACCCCAAAACCGUCCAGGAUCUAUGCGGUUGGAAAAUCCGUAGUUUGUCUUGUGGGAAAAGCAGUAUCAUAGUUGCAGCGGAUGAGAGCACCAUCAGCUGGGGACCUUCUCCUACCUUUGGGGAGCUGGGUUACGGAGAUCACAAGCCGAAGUCCUCAACUGCAGCUCAGGAGGUGAAAACGCUGGAUGGGAUUUACACAGAACAGGUAGCCAUGGGCUACGCGCACUCCUUGGCGAUUGCCCGCGAUGAGAGCGAAGCUGAAAAGGAGAAAAUCAAGAAAUUGCCAGAAUACAAUCCACGCACCCUCUGACCCGGGCACGUGACUCUUCCCUCAAGCGGCCGAGUGCCCCCAUUGGCGGUCGGCGAAGAGACCGCGGGCCGCCCCUCCGUGCAUUUUGUUAGACUUCUGAGAUAUCGGUUUUUAUACGCCAUUUGAAGUUUUAACUACCUGUCGCUACGACUUUUCCGUGCCCUGCUCCCUCCACCCCAUCCUUUUCUCCCAAGGUGGCUUCUUUGUAUUUUGUUUUCGUUUCCCUUAUUUUUGUGGUGGUGGAGGAGGAUAAAUUGAAGAAUUCGUCUCUUUUCGGUCACCAUAGUCCGAUGCCAAUUUCAGCACCGUUUUCUCCAUUUGUUCAUCCCCUCUUAAACCUGUUUGGGACCAGUAAGCCAUCAUUGAAAGUUGUUUUUUUCUACUGCAAAGAGUGGCCUAUGCUUUCUGUUUUUUUCCCCGAAGAAGGCACUAUAUAUAUAUUUUUUAAUUUCUGUGCCUUUCUGUAAUUUCCUUUGGUAUAAUUGGGCAUCAGGCCUCUGAGUUCAAGAGUUCCCAUUGAUCUGAGCGAUUGUGCCACUGUUUUUCCGUGUUGCCACAGGCGCUAAGCGUCAUUGUGUGUUCCUUUGUGAUGCACAGCGUUGCUUUCUCACAACCUGGUUCGUUGGGCAUCUGGAGGACGGGGAGACUCGUAGGACAUUUUCCUUGAAAGUGGCAGUUGUCCUGAGAUCAGCAGGCUGACCACAGGAGGGUGCUUCAGAUCUGGUUUCAGAACAAGUGAAGUGAACUUGUUGCCUUAAAACAUAGCUGGAGGGAAAUUUCCCUCUCUAGGCUAAAUUCUGAUCCUGGUACUUAAACUGGAAAAAAAAAAUCCUUGUUUAUCUUUUUCUCUUUAUUGAUUGGCGUCCACUUUCCUAGAAAGUGGAAAUUUUGAGUUCCUCUUUCGAAAGAGGAAUUUCUUCAGAUCGUUGAAUGGCGGCUGAGAGGUUGGUUCUGAGACUGACGCAUCAGGCCUCCUACCCCUUAGAAUAUUUUGAGUCUGGGGAACGCCAUUGCUGCAGACCCCUUCUUUUGAACCCCUAAGAGGCGACCACCCUUUGAUCCCUGAUCGUG
This is a messenger RNA of Pseudonaja textilis, 2699 nucleotides long. The record is from RefSeq and is a predicted model, not a curated record. Lineage: Eukaryota; Metazoa; Chordata; Lepidosauria; Squamata; Elapidae.